AAUGGUCAUUAAAUAGCGCGCGGACUCUAAGCUCCCGAAACCGUAACGAAUUAAAGCCGUAUCCGUCCGCCGUCGCAGCCUCCGCCACCACCACUACCUGCUUGCCCUUUCGCGGCCCAUUUCGAGCUCCUUUUCCAUGGAGUCGGCAUAUUUCUCCUCGUUUCGGGCUCUCACAAACAGUUAAAGAUUCAUGGAUUUGUCUUCGAACGCCUGUCCCUUAAGCAUCUGAUCAUUCCCCUUGCUUCGAGUCGUCGAACGCCAUGGUCUUGCUCGGCGACUCCUCCGAGGGCGACUGCACCUCCUCCGCGAGGAUUCAGCGUUCCCUAGGUCGAUCCAUGCGCACGGUGCGUUCCAACGUUUUCCGGAGCGACUCGCCUCCCGAUGCUCCCCCGGCGGCUGGCUCCGCUGCCGUGUCGGAGAAUCUGACGGACUCCGUCGUCGACUUCCAGCUCCAGGAGCUUGCCGUCGGGCCACCCCGGUCCUCCGACCCCAAGUGCGCCGCCGCCUCCGUGGAGUCGGCGGCUGAGCUCCUGGAGCUCUCGCGGGACUUCUCCGACUGCUCUAGCGUCAACUCCGACAUCUCCGGCGAGCUCGAGCGGCUGGCGUCCGUCCCCAGGACGGUUGCUCCGACGAUCCCCGCGGCGGCCGGGCCUGACGACCUCGAGGCGCUUGGGCUGGGGUUUGGUUCGUCGGAGAUCGUGGAGCGUACUUCGGUCGAGAGCGUGGAGCCGGCGGUCAGGGCAUGCAUGGAGGGCCUGGGGUCAUCGUCACCGGAGAAGAAGCGCGCCGCGGCGGCGGGGAUACGGCUCUUGGCGAAGCACCGGUCGGAGUUCCGGGAGCUGAUCGGGGCAUCGGGGGCGAUCCCGUCGCUGGUGCCGCUGCUGAAGAGCACAGACCCGGCGGCGCAGGAGAACGCGGUGACGGCGCUGCUGAACCUCUCGCUGGAGGAGGCGAACAAGGGACCCAUCAUGGCGGCGGGGGCGAUCAAGCCGCUGGUGUACGCGCUGCGGACGGGGACAGCGGUGGCGAAGCAGAACGCGGCGUGCGCGCUGCUCAGCCUGUCGAUGGUCGAGGAGAACCGGUCAACGAUCGGGGCGUGCGGGGCGAUCCCGCCGCUGGUGGCGCUACUCGUGGGCGGGACGAGCCGGGGGAAGAAGGACGCGCUCACGACGCUGUACAAGCUGUGCUCGGCCCGGCGGAACAAGGAGCGGGCGGUGAGCGCGGGGGCGGUGCCGCCGCUGGUGGAGCUAGUGGCCGAGCGCGGCGGGGGCACAGCGGAGAAGGCGCUGGUGGUGCUGGGCAGCCUGGCGGCGGUGCCGGAGGGGAGAGCCGCGGUGGUGGAGGCGGGAGGGAUCCCGGUGCUGGUGGAUGCGGUAGAGGCGGGGCCAACGAGGGGGAGAGAGUUCGCGGUUCACGCGCUGCUCCAGCUCUGCGCCGACAGCGAGCGCAACCGGGGGCUCGUCGUCGGGGAGGGCGUCAUCCCGCCCCUCGUCGCGCUCUCUCAGACCGGCUCCUCGCGGGCCAAGCACAAGGCGGAGACGCUUCUUAGGUUCUUGAGGGAACAGAGGCAGGACGACGGGGCAACUCCGGCCACCGCAGUAUAAUUACCGAUGGGUAAAAAUAAUCACCAUGUACGCCUUCAACAAUUUUGUGGACUCUGUUCGUGUGUGAAUAAUGUCAGUAGGGAUCGUAACAUAGUAUAAUAUUAUGUAUGCCAUGCAAAUUCUGCCUCUUAAAACAGUGGUUUGUGUGUGUGAUUGGAAUGCAGCGUGAACUGUUUUCCUCAAUGGCCAACAGCUCGUUUGUACCAUUCCAUUGUUCGACAAAUGAUUUGUAUGGUGGAAGCAAAAGUUUAGUGGGAAAGAUGUUGUGUUGCUCCGCCUACUGCA
This is a messenger RNA of Musa acuminata subsp. malaccensis (wild Malaysian banana), 1889 nucleotides long. Its product is annotated as U-box domain-containing protein 4-like. Lineage: Eukaryota; Viridiplantae; Streptophyta; Magnoliopsida; Zingiberales; Musaceae. Gene Ontology annotation, molecular function: protein binding. The record is from RefSeq and is a predicted model, not a curated record.